Messenger RNA from Bemisia tabaci, 3041 nucleotides. RefSeq names its product solute carrier family 25 member 35. The record is from RefSeq and is a predicted model, not a curated record. Lineage: Eukaryota; Metazoa; Arthropoda; Insecta; Hemiptera; Aleyrodidae.
UUAUGUUUACUAAAUUUCUUAUCUCAUCUCAUAUCUGUUAUCAGUCAUCGAUUCGUCCAACGUGUUCUUAUUGUAAAACUGCGGUUUUCAAAAUAAAUUUCGUCAUAAAUUACUCUUUACGCAUCAUAAUUAUAUGUGGCUGUGUCAGUUCCAGAUGUCAUCGCGAUAAAACUCCAUGAGAUCACAUGUUGCAACUCCUCACCUGUGCCAGAAUUUGCAACCAACGAUAAAGCUGUUUAUUUCUGAAUAUUUUAAAGUGCCAUGGAAUUCCUCAUCGGAGGGUUGUCUGGAGCACUUGCUGUCUGUGUUACUAACCCCUUGGAGGUGGUCAAGUGCCGCUUUCAACUUCAGGGUGAGCUGAAAGCGCGAGGACAAUACGCAGUGCAUUACAAAAACAUCAUCCAUGCUUUCUAUACUAUUGCAAAAAAUGAUGGUCUGCUCGCUCUCCAGAAAGGACUUCCUCCUGCCAUGGCAUACCAGGUUGUACUCGGUGGCUGUAGGUUAGGCUUGUUUCAAGUUGCCGAAGAUCGGAAGUGGAUAGCAAAGAAAGGGAGUAAUAACAGUGUGGGUGAUACUUCCCUUCUCAAAUCCAUGGCAAUAUCAGUGGCCGGUGGAUGUGUAGGAGGUUUUAUGAGCACUCCUUUUUACCUAGUCAAAACUCGCCUUCAAGUCAAAUCUAGUGAGGCUAUUGCAGUUGGGUACCAACAUCGGUACAAAGGAACAAUAGGAGCUUUUGUUGACAUUUAUUCAAACCAAGGUAUCAAAGGCCUGUGGCGGGGUUAUCCACUUAUCAUGUUCAGGAUAGCUGUUGCAUCUUCCUCUCAGAUUCCCACAUUCACCAUGCUGAAACAGUACCUGAAAAAUCAUGAGGUGCUCCCAAAUUUUGGAGGAAUGAGCCACACGGUUGUUGCGGCGUUUGGUGGUGGGAUUGUCACUGCUCUUGCUAUCACCCCUGUCGAUGUUAUCUCAACUAGAUUUUGUAAUCAAGGUUUAGAUGCAAAUGGAAAAGGAUUAUUGUACAAAAAUGGAGUGGACUGUGCCAUAAAAACAUUGAAAAAAGAGGGGAUCUUUGGACUGUACAAAGGACUGAUCCCUUGUUACUUUCGAAUAGGUCCUUACAGUAUUCUCACCAUGGUGCUCUGGGAUUCCUUAAAAUCACUUCAAAGGAAGUACAAUUCUAGCAGCUAAUGAAGGUUGAAGAAGAUUAUAUGAAAGUCUCAUGCACUUUUUUUGUACUUCUCUAGAACACUAAAAGUUCUAAAAAAUGAGAAUUCAUAUGUAGCAGAAUUUUUUAAAAGAAAGAAUGUUUCAAAAUAAAGUCCGAAGGCUGAAGCUGCUGAGAAAUUUGCUCAGUUUUUCCCUUCUUAUAUAGCUUAAUCUAGUCGAAAAAGAGGAGAUAGGGUUAUAUUAUGAACAUUAUUUCAUUUUAAUUAAUCUUCUCCUGCAAGGGUAAUAAGGUUUUUAUUUUGUUAUUCUCUCUAGUAAAUUAAAGUUGCCGAAAGGCACUCUAAAGAAAAAGUGGCUAGUCACUUACAGGAACUUGUAGUGUGUAAGCAAAAAUGUAUUCCUGUUUUUUUUUUUUUUUAAAUAAUUUUUUUUUUCAUUGGUACCUAUUAAUUUUGUGACAAAUCAAUUUUUUUUUAAGAAAAGUUAAGAAUUGUAGCAUUUAAAAAAUUUCCCAUGAUCAAAAAAGUGUAAGUUGCACCUUAUUUAGUACUGAACUUAUGGAUUUUUAAACGUUUAUGUAAAAAAUAUAACUUGUGCAGAAAAAAAAAAAAAAAAUAGGUUACUAAUUUAACUGUGUAACAUUUAAUUAUUGAUAGAGCUCCUUAUUUUGAACUAUGGAGGCGUCAGAGCUUCUGAAAGAGGAGAAAACAAACUGACUACAAGAUUGAAAUUUUAAAUUUUAUUUAGUUUCAGUGAAACUGUUGUAUCUUGGUAUAAAGUUAUUUGGACGGCACAGUUAACAAAAAUAGUACUGAACAAUUAAUUUUACAAGUGGAAAAUUAUCAUCAAUCAAAAAUGGACGGCACUAAAGUUUAAGGCACUCAUUUGUCCUGAGUAUUCAUACCACUAUAUUUUUUAUGUUGUCUUACAAACUAUCUUGGCAAAUAUGGCAAGUUUCAAGGCACGAACAACGAAAUUUUUCAGAAGCAGAAUGCUGCAUUGCUAAUACUUAGUCAUGGGUGGUAAAUAUCAAGAAAGAGCCAAAACAAUGACAAAUUAAAAAGAAAAUACCUUUGGUAUUAAUUUCUCUGUACAGAUGGAUAUUGUCUUAAAUUUUUCUAUGCAUUUAAAUCCUUUUCAAAGAACCGUACAAUAUUUAUUUACCCUUUUUAACGUAGUAACUCGUAGCAAAUAGUUCUCAAAAAGACCAAGUAAAACUAGGUCCUGUGCAGCCUGCAAUAUGAGUUGGAAAUUACUUUGUACAUGGCAAUGCCUGUGAGACACGCUCCCAACUGAGAUGGUUUUGCAAAUUCAAUCAUUUUUACUCAUCAACUGACACAACUAAGAGCGAUUCGGAAAGCAAUCUCGACCAUAUUUUGUGGUACAGUGUCCUCGUAGCAGACAUAUAUCUCCCGAGGAUGAGGGAGGAAGAACAACCGCCUGAAAAGGUUACAUGGUUUGGAUUAGUUGACAAUCUCGAGAAAAAAAAGGAAAAGAACAAUCAACACUGAAGCUCCUUGAUUUUCAUUUAAAAUUUUGUUGAGUCAGAAUUCCAUAAUGUCAUCAUUUUCCUAUUUUCCUGACUUUCCUUGACUUUAGAGGACUUAAGGAGAAAUCUAAAUAAAGUCUGUGAUAAGGCCUUUUCAUGAUAUAAAAGAUAAAAACAAAUCAUGCACUGUUAGAAAAAAUUUUCACUUUCUACACUUUAAAUAAAUUUGUUGAUGAAAAUAGUACAAACCACCUUCUGCAGAGCACUUUGUGGCUAGAGACUGUUUGUCAGCUCUGUAUUUUUCUAUUUUUUCUGUACAAAUUGUUUAAAUUUGUUAUUGAUUGUUAUUAAUUUUUUUGUUGAUUAAAUAUUCAUUUGUUUCCAA